Messenger RNA from Prosopis cineraria, 4856 nucleotides. RefSeq lists its product as uncharacterized. Lineage: Eukaryota; Viridiplantae; Streptophyta; Magnoliopsida; Fabales; Fabaceae. The record is from RefSeq and is a predicted model, not a curated record. The coding region runs from base 594 to 4637 and encodes 1347 amino acids. The transcript has 5 exons.
CCGAUGCUGUUCUCUCCAGCCCUCUCGCUGAUUCUUCUCCCACAUGUAUUAUCCCUCCGUUUCACCUCCAAUUAUAGGUUUCCUUAUUCCUUUGUGCGCGCGCGACACACCCAAAUCUCUCUUUUGAUCUAAUCUUUUUAUUCAUAUUGGGUGUUUAAUCAUGGGUCGAAAAGAUAUGAGGUUGGAUGGAACAUAGAAUGAACGAGCGCUUGGGGGGGGCGAUGGUUGUCGGUGCAGCACGUGUAGCCGGCAACUGAGAGAGUUGACGGAGAAGAGGGAAUCGUUGCAGGCGGUGACAGCGGUACCGGAGGCGAGAAAAAGUCCGUGGCCAGGACCAGUAUUUGGUUGAGAGCGAAUUGGGAGAGCCAGGGGCGAGGGAGCUUGGUAAGACUUUGACGUAGAAGAGGUCAUCGGCGCCGGAGGUGACAGCGGUGACGGAGGCGAUCGAAAUUUGGCGGGUUUGAGUGCGUUGGAGGGUGAAAUUUUUGCCUUCAAGACUCUGGAAUGUAAGAUUUUGGAGUUCAAAACAUAUAUCCUUUUCCUUGCAGUAAGAUUUUCCUCUGGAAGCUAGUGUGCUUGGCCUUCUGUAUAGUAUGGAGCAAGAAGGAAAGGACACUGAGAAUCCUCCAGAUGUAUCUUCUACACCUGAGUUACUGGAAAAGGAUGACAACAGGAAGGAUGCUGAAUCAUCAGAGAAAAAUCACGGCAAGAAGGAUGCAGAGUCAUCAGAAAAGGAUGACUGCAAGAAGGAUGCAGAAUCAUCAGACAUGGAUAACAACACGAAGGAUGCAGAGUCGUCAGAAAAGGAUAGCAGCAAGAAGGAUGUAGAGUCGUCUGAAAAAGAUAGCAGUAAGAAGGGGGCAGAGUCAUCAGAAAAAGUUAACAAAAUGAGCGAUGAAGAGAUUGCACCUGAAGGAACUAGUGAACCAGAUUCCAGUGACAAGAAUACCUCACAACAGUUAAAGGUCCAACCUAGAACUGUGAAGAAGUCUCCAGCUGGGAGAUUCAAGACCAAAAAGACUAAAGGUGCUCUAGGGGAUACAGGGAAUAUGGAGCAACAAGAAAGUAGGAAGGAUGCUGAGAAAUCUUCUGAUGUGUCUUUUAGAUCUGAGUCCUUAGAAAAUGUUAACAGCAAGAAAGAUGCAGAGUUGUCAGAAAAGGAUAACAGCAAGGAUGCAGAGUCAUCAGAAGUGGAUAACAGCAAGAAGGAUGUUCAGUCAUCAGAAAAGGAUAACAGCAAGAAGGAUGCAUGUUCAUCUGAAAAAGAUAACAGUAAGAAGGAUACAGAGUCGUCAAAAAAGGAUAAUAAAAUGAAGGAUGCAGAGAUUACACCUGAAGGAACUAGUAAACCAGGAUCAUGUGACAAGAUUACCCCACAACAGUUAAAGGCCCGACCUAAAAUUUUGAAGAAGUCUCCGGCUGCGAGAUCAAAGACCAGGAAGACUAAAGGUGCUCAAGGGGACACAGGGAAUGUGGAGCAAGAAGAAAGUAGGAAGGAUGCUGGGAAUUCUCCAGAUGUGUCUUUUAAGUCCGAGUCUUCAGAAAAUGUUAACAGCAAGAAGGAUUCAGAGUUGUUAGAAAAGGAUAACAGCAAGGAUGCAGAGUCAUCAGAAAAGGAUAAUAGCAAGAAGGAUGCAGAGUCUUCGGAAAAGGAUAACAGCAAGAUGGAUGCAUUUUUAUCAGAAACGGAUGACAGCAAAAAGGAUGCAUGUUCAUCAGAAAAAGAUAACAGUAAGAAGGAUACAGAGUCAUCAAAAAAGGAUAAUAAAAUGAAGGAUGCAGAGAUUACACCUGAAGGAACUAGUAAACCAGGAUCAUGUGACAAGAUUACCCCACAACAGUUAAAGGCCCGACCUAAAAUUUUGAAGAAGUCUCCGGCUGCGAGAUCAAAGACCAGAAAGACUAAAGGUGCUCAAGGGGACACAGGGAAUGUGGAGCAAGAAGAAAGUAGGAAGGAUGCUGAGAAUUCUCCAGAUGUGUCUUUUAAGUCUGAGUCUUCAGAAAAUGUGAACAGCAAGAAGGAUUCAGAGUUGUUAGAAAAGGAUAACAGCAAGGAUGCAGAGUCAUCAGAAAAGGAUAAUAGCAAGAAGGAUGCAGAGUCUUCGGAAAAGGAUAACAGCAAGAUGGAUGCAUUUUUAUCAGAAACGGAUGACAGCAAGAAGGAUGCAUUUUCAUCUGAAAAAGAUAACAGUAAGAAGCAUAUAGGGUCGCUAGAAAAAGAUAACAAAAUGAACGAUGCAGAGGUUAUACCCGAAGGAACUAGUAAUCCAGGUUCAUGUGACAAGAAUACCCCACAACAGUUAAAGGCUCAACCUAAAAUUUUGAAGAAGUCUCCAGCUGCGAGAUCAAAGACCAGAAAGAAUAAAGGUGCUCAAGGGGACACAGGGAAUGUGGAGCAAGAAGAAAGUAGGAAGGAUGCUGAGAAUUCUCCAGAUGUGUCUUUUAAGUUUGGGUCUUCAGAAAAUGUUAACAGCAAGAAGGGUGCAGAUUCAUCAGAAAAAGAUAGCAUGAAGGAUGCCGAGAAUUCCUCUAGAGGAUCUAGUCGACCAGGGUCAAGUGACAAGAAUGACCCUCAAUCAUUAAAGGCUAAACCAAAAAUUACCAAGAAGUCUCUGGUUAGUGGAUUUAAGACCAGAAUGAGUAAAGGUGUUCAAGGAGAAACUGGCAAUAUGGGGCAAGAAGAAAGCAGGAAGGACACUGAAAAUUCUCUGAAUAUGUCUCCUGAUUUGUCAAAAGUAGAUAAAAUCAAGAAAGAUACAGAGUCAUCAGAAACAGACUACAUCAAGGAUGCAGAGAAUGCCCCCAAUGAAUCUAAUCAACCAGAGGCAAGUGACAAGAAUUCCCCACGACCAUUAAGGGCCAAAUCUAAAAUUGUCAAGAAGUCUCAGGUUGGUGGAUCUGGGGCCAAAAAGAUUAAUGGCGUUCAAGGGGACACUACAAAUAAGGAGCAAGAAGAAAGGAGGAAAGACAGUGAGCAUCCACCAAAUGUGUCUUCUAGAUCUGAGCCAUCAGACAAAGAAAAGAAGGAUGCUGAGAAUCCUCCUGUAGGAUCUAGCAAAAUUGAGUCAAGUGACAAGAAUACCCCACGAUCAUUAAAGGCCAACCCUAAAAUUGUGAAGAAAUCUCAGGCCAGUAAAUUCAAGACCAAUAAGAAUAAAGUUGCUCAGAAGAUUUGGGAAAAACAAAGGAGGAAGAAUAAGAAAUUGUUGGGAAACUCUGAUAAAAGAAUUUCACAAGGCAUCGGGCAGAAGAGAAUUCCUGAUAAACUGCCUGAGAAGAGCCAUAGGGAUGAGAGCAAUAAGGUGGACAGGCAGAAUAGGAACAAUGGUGACAAAAUGCUUGGCAAGAAGAAUAAAGGGAAACAUGCAGAUUUAACUAUGGGUGCCAUGAGUAAAAAGAGUAAAGGUAGGGAUGGUGGAAUUAGAAAGAUUCAAUCAAAUGAGAAAAACAGAGAAAAGCUUGGUGGCUUAAUCUUUAUGUGCAAUGCAAAGACUAAACCCGAUUGUUUCCGUUAUCAUGUCAUGGGUGUUUCAGCUGGUAAAAAAGAUGUUGUUUUUGGAAUCAAGCCAGGGCUGAAGCUUUUUCUGUAUGAUUUUGAUCUUAAGCUGUUGUAUGGGAUCUACAAGGCAACAUCUUCUGGUGGCAUGAAACUUGAAACGAGAGCUUUUGAGGGUUUGUUUCCUGCUCAGGUGCGAUUCUCCGUUGACAAGGAUUGUUAUCCACUACCUGAGAGCAUUUUCAAAAGGGCUAUUAAGGAAAACUAUAAUGAAAAGAAUAAGUUCAAAACAGAACUUACUGUCAGACAAGUUAGGAAGCUAACGGAGCUAUUCCGACCACUAGAAGUUCAUUCUACUUUGCGCUCUGCCCGCUCCCCUCCAAAGGUGAUUGUCAGGGACAGGGAAGUUCGUGAUGUUGCAAGGGGAUCAAGGCCACAUUCCUACAUGGAAAGACCUGCCAGAGAAUAUUUUGCCAAUAGCCAUGUCAGUAGUUAUAAUGUGCUUCCUGAUGAAAGAGAUCACCGGAUUGGACGGAGAGAGGAAGUUACCAACCGAAUUGAACGUAGAGAGGAAGCUCCUCGUGAUUUAUUUCUUACUGAAAGGGACUAUCGAGCGUAUGGUUUGCAAGGAGAUAGAAGUGUUGUAAAUCCUCCAUCUCAUGUGCAUCCUAGGUUGGAUCGUUAUGAGAGAGAUUAUGAAAGGGAUCACCGUCAACACCUGGGCCCUAUCUACAGGGACAAUGUCCCUGUACAUGCUGAAACACUUCGCCCUGAUCCUCCUUAUUUGGAUGAGAUCAAAUAUCAAGCCUACAGUCGUGGUGCAAGACUUGACUUUGCAAAUGAUCCAUAUCAUCAUGCCUAUCACCACGGUAGUUCGUCAAGGGACUCGUAUAUACCACCACCACUGAGCAGAGAGGAAAUCCGUUCAAGUUCAUAUUUGACAGGUGAAAGAACCUUGGCUAGGGCUGAAGACCUUCGGAGGAGAGAAACUGGUCAAGAUAGGCGAUACUCGACUUUUGCUGCUGAAGCUGUGUCAGAAUAUAACAGGACUCAGCACUACAAUGGGUCCAGGCGAGAGAACGCGCCAAUCCCAGUUUCAUCUCGUUAUUCCUUCGCUGGCCCUUCCUAUUCAUAUCGCUAACUUGAAUGUGCAUAUUUACUUUGUCAAGAUUUUCUGAAGAUUAUUUUCCUUGAUAUUCAGUACCUGUUUUGUUUCUUUGAAGAUUAUUGUCCUUGAAAACAUUGUAGCAGUCUUAAAGAUUUACUGUCAAUUAGACUCGCCAAGAAUCUUGUUUGUAUCACUGGCUUCUUCGGUGGCUGUGAAUUUUGGGAGUUUAGUCAAGGAAGAUACUUGGCAACA